AUGGCUCGCUCCUUCUUCCGGAAGCGACUCGAGGUCGAGGAGAUCACGCCGAUACCUGGACCCUUUGAUGCCAACUCGUCGAGCGUCGAUCACCUGCAGCACCUUCAGCAGUUCGAAAAGGCCCACAAGCUGGACCCUAACCUCCCCCUCGACGACCUCAACGAUGUGGAUGCCGCCAUCGCAACGGGCAAUGCCGAAAAGGGCAUCGAGAUUGAGCAUGCUCUCAUGGAAGACAACAGCCCCUAUCCAGAGGUACGCACGCCCUUUCGCGGUCAACCGCCGGCUCCUUCAUCCCGCGUGCACACCCAGACGCACGGAAUGGGACUGACAGAAUGCCAGGUUCGUGCCGUCGUCCGCAACUACGACGUCGACUUCCCCGCCAACACCGUUCGCGCCUGGGUCAUCGGCAUGCUUCUCUGCACCCUAGGUUCCGGCGUCAACAUGCUCUUCUCGCUUAGAAACCCUAGCAUCGCCAUCACGACCUACGUCGUCCAGCUCAUCGCCUACCCCAUCGGUCGUGGCUGGGACCUCGUCAUGCCCGACAGAGUCUGGAACCUCUGCGGACUCAAGUUCAACCUUCGACCCGGCAAGUUCAAUUACAAGGAGCACGUCGUCAUCGUCGCCAUGUCAAAUGCUGCGUAUGGUGGAGGCGUCCUGUACGCUACCGAUGUUCUCAUCGCCCAGAAGGUGUUUUAUGGACAAGACUUUGGACCUGCCUUCCAGAUUCUCUUUGGCAUCACAACCCUCUGCACCGGCUACGGCCUCGCCGGUCUCGCUCGACGCUUCCUCGUCUGGCCCGCCGCCAUGAUUUGGCCCGCCGACCUCGUCAACUGCGCUCUUUUCUACACCCUGCACGACCACUCGAGAUCCGAUCCCUCCAAGACCAACGGCUGGUCUAUUGGCCGAUACAAGCUCUUUCUCAUCGUCGGAGUGGCCGCCUUUGUCUACUACUGGAUCCCAGGCUGGAUCUUUCGAGGCUUGUCCGUCUUUGCUUGGCUGUGUUGGGUUGCCCCCAACAACGUCGUCGUCAACAAGAUAUUCGGCGGACAGCAUGGCUACGGAUUGAUGCCCGUCACCUUUGACUGGACCAUCGUCAGCGGUUUCGUCGGCUCGCCCCUCAUCCCUCCCUUCCACGCCAUCGCCAAUGUCCUCGUCGGCAUCGUCGUUUUCUUCGUCUUCGUCUCCAUGGGCGUUCACUUCAGCGGCGUAUGGUACGCCGACUACGUUCCUGUCCAGUCCUCCGAGUCCUACGACAACAUGGGCAACAUCUACAACGUGAGCCGAAUCCUCGACAGCAACUUCCGCUUCAACGAGACGGCCUACAAGCAGUACUCGCCUCUCUUCCUCUCCACCCAGUUUGCCAUGGCCUAUGGCCUCUCCUUUGCCGCCAUGUCCGCCGUCAUCAUCCACGUCGCCCUCUACCACGGCCCGGACAUCUGGAGGCAGUUCAAAAUGGCACGCCACCAGGAAGACGACGUCCACAUGCGCCUCAUGAAGAAGUACCGAGACGCCGAGGACUGGUGGUACGCUGCCUUGUUCGUCGUCAUGAUCGCCAUCUCCUUUGGAGUUGUCGUCGGCUGGCCUACCGGAUUCCCUGCGUGGGCAUACGUCAUCUGCCUGCUGCUCCCCAUCAUUUGGCUCAUCCCCAUCGGCCUCAUCCAGGCCAUCACCAACAUCCAGCUUGGACUCAACGUCCUGACCGAGUUCAUCAUCGGCUACAUGGUCCCCGGACGACCCCUUGCCAUGAUGAUGUUCAAAAACUACGGCUACAUCUCCAUGUCGCAAGCCCUCUACUUUUCGCAGGACCUCAAGCUAGGCCACUACAUGAAGGUGCCUCCCCGUGUCAUGUUCACCUCCCAGCUGGUCGCCUCCAUCUGGUCGGCACUCGUCCAGAUCGGCGUCAUGAACUGGGCCAUCCACAGAAUCCCCGAUGUCUGCUCGCCAAACCAGCCCAACAGCUACACCUGCCCCAGCGGUCGCGUUUUCUACACGGCCUCGGUCGUGUGGGGCGCCAUCGGUCCCGCCCGCAUAUUCAGCCACGGUGCCAUAUACUCGUCGUUGCAGUGGUUCUGGCUAGUCGGCGCCGCGACCCCCAUCAUCACCUGGCUCCUCGCUCGUCGGUGGCCAAAGUCGAUUUGGCGCUACGUCUGCACGCCCGUCAUCUACGGAGGAACCGGCUUGCUGCCGCCGGCGACGGUGUACAUAUUUCUCUGCUGGGGUGUCGUGGGCAUCAUCUUCAACUACUUCAUCAAGCGCCGCUACGCCGGCUGGUGGCUGCAGUACAACUACAUCGUUUCGGCCGCCCUCGACUGUGGCCUCAUCGUCUGCUCCCUCCUCAUCUUCUUCACCUUGUACCUGACAGGCCAGAAUGCACCGAAUUGGUGGGGGAAUCGUUUUCCAUUUGAAACCCUCGACUACACGGGCCAAGCCAUCAAGAAGCAUCUGCAACCUGGCGAAACGUUUGGACCGUCCGUCUGGCCUUGA
Drechmeria coniospora is the source of this 2484-nucleotide messenger RNA. RefSeq names its product small oligopeptide transporter, OPT family. Bases 1 to 2484 code for a protein of 827 amino acids. NCBI's taxonomy places the organism in Eukaryota, Fungi, Ascomycota, Sordariomycetes, Hypocreales, Ophiocordycipitaceae. Gene Ontology annotation, biological process: transmembrane transport. Gene Ontology annotation, molecular function: oligopeptide transmembrane transporter activity. The record is from RefSeq and is a predicted model, not a curated record. The transcript has 3 exons.